Argentina anserina (silverweed cinquefoil) is the source of this 2177-nucleotide messenger RNA. Its product is annotated as RNA demethylase ALKBH9B. The transcript has 6 exons. Gene Ontology annotation, molecular function: demethylase activity; mRNA binding. Gene Ontology annotation, biological process: mRNA catabolic process. Lineage: Eukaryota; Viridiplantae; Streptophyta; Magnoliopsida; Rosales; Rosaceae. The record is from RefSeq and is a predicted model, not a curated record. The coding region runs from base 168 to 1661 and encodes 497 amino acids.
AAAUUCCUCAUACACCCCGCCACAGUCUCACAUAUGACCUCCACAUCCCCAAUACUCACCCAAACUUGUGAUUCCAACCUCCACAAAAACAAGCCCCACUCUCUGACACUCCAAGCAAAAUCCAAACUCGCCCGAUUCGACUCGCUGGCGCCAACCGAGUCAAUACCAUGACCGACGGCGCCAACAAACCCCUCGACCCGUUCCUCGUCGGUUACCAGCCCUCGGAGCUCCGAAUCGCCUCCGAAUUCCUCACCACGUGGCUCCCCUUCCUCACCAGAGAUCUCUGCCGCCGCUGCGCCACCGCUCUCGCCGAUCGCGUCCGAUCCCUCGGCCCAGAAGCUAGCAGUGAUUCUAAGUUGUCUAAUCCGGAUGAGAAUUUGAGUAAUUCGACACCAAAGAGCACGGAUUUGCAGGAGGCUAGUGGUAAUGGGGAUGAUGAAUAUGAUGAUAACUACGACUCGCUAGGCAGUUGGAAGGACGGCGCCGAUGGGAUAUCGGAACCUUACCGGGAAGCUUCUACCAGUGAUGUGGCGUCGAGACCCCGUUCUGUAGAGACUUCGAAUUCUAAAAUGUCCUGGGCCGACAUGGCGCAGGAAGACGAGCUGGAGGAAGAGGAGGAGUUGAAUAAGCAGCCGGUUCAUGUUGAUGCCUCUGCUGGUGACUUGAGGAUGACAAAGUCUACGUUGCCGAGGGAGCAGAGGGAGCACAUUAGGUUCAUGAGUGUGAAGAGGAAGAAAGAUUUUGAAUCCCUUGAGAGGGUGAAUGGGAAGUAUGUUAACGUUGUUGAGGGGCUGGAGCUUCAUACUGGUAUCUUCAGUGCAGCGGAACAGAAGAGGAUAGUUGAUUAUGUUUAUGACCUCGAACAGAAGGGCAGAAACGGCGAAUUGAAAGCACGAACUUUUACGGCACCACGGAAGUGGAUGAAGGGCAAGGGUCGUGUAACAAUUCAGUUUGGCUGUUGCUACAAUUAUGCAGUGGAUAAAAAUGGUAAUCCACCUGGUAUCCUCCAGAAUGAAAUGGUAGAUCCUUUACCCAGCCUUUUUAAGGUGAUCAUUAGAAGGCUAGUUAGAUGGCAUGUGCUUCCUCCGACAUGUAUACCUGAUAGUUGCAUUGUCAACAUAUAUGAGGAAGGGGACUGUAUACCUCCACACAUCGACAACCAUGACUUUGUUCGACCGUUCUGUACUGUGUCAUUUCUUAGCGAGUGCAAUAUACUCUUUGGAACAAACUUAAGGGUUAUUGAUGCUGGUGAGUUUGAGGGCCCACUUAGAAUCCCCUUGCCAGUUGGGUCUGUUCUGGUUUUAAAUGGAAGAGGCGCUGAUGUGGCUAAGCACUGUGUGCCUGCAGUACCUACAAAGCGUAUAUCAAUCACAUUCAGAAGAAUGGAUGAAUCCAAGAGGCCAGUGUGGUUUACUCCAGAACCUGAUUUGCAAGACAUUCAGGCAUUGUCCUAUGAAGAGGACAAUGGUUAUAGGUCACACUCUCCUAGAAAUGAACCUCGUCCAAGGAGACAAUCAACUAGAAGAGGAGAUAAUCUAGAAUCAAGUCAACCCUCUUAUAGAAGUUACAGCCGCUCAGAGCCUCGCGACACAACUUGGAGAGGACGCGGAUUUGGAAGUAAGUGGAACCAUGGAAGGGGCAGGGGGAAUCUGGGCAGCUAGUUGGUUUGGAUUCACUGUCGGAUAAAGUUCUGCUAUAUUGUCCCAUUUUUUUGCUGGAGAGCUGCAUUUGGAUCUGAAUGGAUUUUAAUUGUCUACUAAAUAGGCGUUUCCGAUGCUUUGGUUUAUUCUUUUGUCACGAGUAAUAUGUACAUGUUUGCGUAGCUGAUGUUCAGAGGAAGAGGCAAAGCCGCAAAGGCAAAGUCAGUGAUGACACAAGUCUCACCUUUUUGCAGAAGACUACAGGUUUCUUUGGCCUUUUUUUUUUUGGGAUGUGAUUACUCCUGUACGUAUAAGGUUGGCAUAAUCAGGUUAGCAUUAUCGAUUUGAUGAGUUUGAAGCAUUGGUGAGUUGUACUAUAUAUUGGAUUAUCAACUUGAGCUUGGUGUUUAUGGCUUCUAUAUUCCCGUGAUAAAUAUACGACCAAUUGAGUGUAUUGCUAUUCCAUUGUGGGAUUGAAAUGAGUUUCUUGGGUUCUAAGUAGUCAUAUAUGUGUCUGCAAAAAGCUUAACUUUACUA